Messenger RNA from Podarcis muralis (Common wall lizard), 6255 nucleotides. It is a transcript of the gene GINS2, whose product is annotated as GINS complex subunit 2. Gene Ontology annotation, cellular component: GINS complex; nucleus. Gene Ontology annotation, biological process: DNA replication; double-strand break repair via break-induced replication. The record is from RefSeq and is a predicted model, not a curated record. NCBI's taxonomy places the organism in Eukaryota, Metazoa, Chordata, Lepidosauria, Squamata, Lacertidae.
CUCAACCAAUGAGAGGCGUAGUCACCUCAGCGUCUCGUGGUCGCGAGCGCUGAGACGGCGCGCUUUUUGCUUCUUCCGCCGCCUCCCCUCACGGUGCUCCCGGGGCGGUGUGAGGCCUAGCUUCUGCUAGGUCGCCUCUUUUCGUCUUCCGAUGGAUCCCGCCGAGGCCGAGUUCCUGGCCGAGCAGGAGCUGGUCACCAUCAUACCCAACUUCAGCAUGGACCGGAUUUACCUCAUUGGGGGGGACUUGGGUCCCUUUAAUCCUGGGCUGCCUGUGGAUGUGCCUCUCUGGCUGGCUAUCAACCUAAAGCAAAGACAGAAGUGUCGACUUGUACCUCCAGAAUGGAUGGAUGUAGAAAAACUGGAGCAAAUUCGGGAUCAGGAGCGCAAGGAAGAUACUUUCACUCCAAUGCCUAGCCCAUUCUACAUGGAAUUAACAAAGUUGUUGCUGAACUAUGCUGUGGACAAUAUUCCAAGGGCAGAUGAGAUCCGAACAUUGGUUAAGGAUAUCUGGGAUACUCGAAUUGCAAAACUCCGGUUGUCUGCUGAUAGCUUUGUUAGACAGCAGGAAGCUCAUGCCAGGCUGGAUAAUCUGACUCUAAUGGAGAUCAACACUACUGGGGCUUUCCUUACUCAAGCUUUAGAUCAUAUGUACAAGCUCCGUACAAAUCUCCAGCCUGGAGAAAGUUCGCAGUCUCAGGACUUUUGACAACCGAAAUCUUCCAUGAAAUACAUUCUGACGUUCUGCUUCUCAGCAGUUUUUCCUGAGCUUUAGGCAGCUGCCUCUGUAAAAUAUUGGUCUCCAGUACUCAUAUAAGAUUGUAUUGAAAGCAAAGACGAUGUCAGGGGAAGGUUCAGUAUAACAUAUCCUUUUGUGGACAAAUACUGGAAAACUAAGGCUGAUCCAAUCUGCAAGCAACACUGGGGUUUUUAUCUAUCCUCAGCAAUUGGGGUGCACAGCCUUUUUUGACAAUAGGUCUCCUCAGCAAACAGAUGAUCCUGUGCAACAGUCCUCUCAGCUCCUGUGUGACUGUCAUUCCAAGGUGAAUUGGCUGCAACUCUUUGCAGUUGUCUUGCUACUUUGUUGGAUUGCUUUACUCAGUCUUAAAACUAGAAGAAAAUGAAUUGAUCCUUCUCCACAGGAUCCACUUCCUCAGAGGGCCCUUAUUUUCAGAUGCCUCUGGGAAAGAUGACAGAGUGAGACUAUUUUAUACACCUGGCUGCACAGCACUCCUGUGAGCCUGCCUGGGGAGUGAUAACCCAUCUUUCCAGCAGGGCACUGUGUGCUUCCACUGUGGAUAUCACUUACUGCAGUCUAUUUGUCAACUGUCCUCAAGAGAUAAAGGAUCCUCUCUGGUUGCUUUGUCAGCAACCACUGAAGUGAACUGCUUUGUGUAUGUGUGUCUGCGGAAAGUGAGAACAUGUGCCUUGUUUCUGUUUUUCACAGAGUAAAUUGAUUUGUUUUGUGUACCUGCAUUUUAUCUCUGCUGUAGACUCUUUGCUCUAAAUUUCCUAAAGCCAGUCACUUGCUAGUCAGAAUCAACCCCAUUUUAAUUAUGUAGGUAUUCAUUGGCUGUUAGGACUCAGGCCCUCAGUCAUACAGUGAGUGCUCCUACCUGUCUGGUUUGUAACCUUUAUAGCUGUUGGUAGGGGCAGAAGGGAAGAAAAUAAUAAAGAGGAGGGUAUACAGUGGUCCAAAUACUGUUAGGUUGACACUUGGCAAUGAGGCAGAUUCUUAACUAGACUGCAGUAAAGUGUACAUUGUUUAGGCAGCAACACACUGACCUCUGCUGGCUGUCUGCAAGAUACUUGAUCAUUAAAGUAGUUCUUCAAAAAGUAUUGUGCUUUUGUACUAUUUCGUGAAAUGUUUGUAAAUUUUUUUUUUUUGAAAUUCUUGAUAUUUUUAUAAUGCAGAGUCCCAGUGCAAGCUCAACCUGUUAAUUUUUUCAUUUGCAAUAUAAAAAAUGUAGGAGAGGUUAAAUUUGUUGGAAAUUCACACCAACACUGAAGAAACUAUGUAGUGACAAAGUAACAUUAUUGAUGAUGGUGCUAGAUGUUGCUUGUAAUGGGAGAAUAUGGGAGAAUAUAUACCAUUACAAUAUAUACCAUUUAAGAUUGUCGUUAAACAAUCUUAAAGGCAUACUACUUUAAUCUGUAACAAUCUUUGCCUUGUUUGAGGAAUCCAUUAAUCAUACUUCAUGCAAAAUCAUGAUUUCUGUUUGUUCCUUCAAUAGCAUCUUCUGCCAUAUUUUGUGCUCUCUAGUAUUACUUAGUGCUGACUUGUGAGCUAGUUCAGCUUAGUGCUAGCUUUUGGAAUUCAUGUCCUAGGGUGGCUGUGUAUGUUCUAGCACCUGCAAGUUUCUAGCUUGCCUGCUCAUCCCAAUGGGGAAUAAACAACUAGCUUAGUGUAUAGUUGGGGCAAUGGCAGUAUGAUGCCUUCAUAGUGAAUACUGUAUAAAAUGCCAGAUUGUGUUGAAAGGUUUGAUCUGUGUCUUUAAGCAUAGUUAACACUUCAAAUUUUAAUUUAUACACAGUCAGUGUAGUUUCCAUCCACCACUGGGGUUGCUGGGAAAAUAAUCCUUUGUCAUGAUUUAGGAACAUUUUAUUUUUUGGAUGUUGUCAGAAAUUACAGCAAUAUAUUCAUAAAUACCUAAUUACUACAUUCAACAAAUAUAUUACAUUACAUUAAAUUCAAACAAGUACACUUAAAACAGGUUUAAUUUGUCUCACAGCAUCUAAACUGCCCCAGCCAGUCUGGGCUUUAUCCUCCUGCUCUCCCUUCAUGCUCUGUGUUUAGUUGCUUGAGAAAUUCUGCACCUCUUAUAACAACAACCAGUCAGCAUGGCCCUGGGGGCAACGGAGAGCAAAUGGGGUAGUCUUGAGAAUUUAAGCAGUGGGCCAGAAAGCUGGGGGCGGAUGGGGUAGGUGGGAGAAGGAAUUGACUCCCAUCAUUGUAGAAAAGAAGAGAAUGUUUUGAAAGAAGGGUUGCUCCAAGAUGGGAUACUGUAGUUUUCAUACUAGCACCUCCUAACCUCUCUGCCUUCAUGCUUUUUUGCAUUGUUUGAGGGAAAGACAAACGUAUUUCAGACAACGCAGGCUUGUUCUAAAUGGGAAAUUGUGACUGAUCUGGCAGCUUGUGUACCACUGAAUCUGGAUUUGAAUUCAACUGAGUUUGAGUAAGUGCACAUUCAUUAUUUACUCUUGUAUGUAGAUAUAUAGAAAUCAAGCCAAUUGGCUCUAAUGUGUGUCCUUAAACAGCACAUGUUGGGCUUGUAAAAGCUGGAGCAGCGUGGUGCAAGCAUCUUCCCAUAUAGUCUUGCCUACAUUCUGCUCAGUUGAAAGAAAAAGACACACAUAGUGCAAUUACAUUUAGAAAAAUGAGUGCAAUGGCCUCCUCCUUUCUAUGCCCAUCUCCCCCUGCCCCUGUCCAUUGCCAACACUAGGAUAUAAAAGCUGUAAUCUACACUGACUUGAAAGACACUGCUACUGCAACAAUUUGAUAGACAUGGUAUGGAAAUAUCAUCCAAAUUACCCUCAGUUAACACUCAACCUUGAUAGCUUGAAAGUGGAUGUAUAAUUAUUUGGACAGAAAUAAAUUAGUAGAGCCAUUAAUGUUUUAUCCCAUCUUUGUUCCCGUAACACCUUCCUAAUUAAACUAUGACUUUCUACAUUACCACCACCCCUUAGGUUUAUCUGACAAUGCCAGCUUGUUGCCUUCUGUCAAUACUUCACAUAAAUACUUUACUCUGGUCAUAUAUUGAAACCUGAAUGGCCAGAAUGAGCACUGAAACUACUGCAAACUGAGUUUUCCUGUGGUCCCUUAUUUUGAUACUUUUCAGCUGACCUAAGGGGGUGUGACUAAAACAAGUUUUUAAGGUAUAAUUUUGUAUUCUGCUUUUUUGGCAAAACCUAAUUUAUGGAAUGAAAUAGUAUUAACGACAAUCAGGUAUUUUUUUUCCUUUGAAGGCAAAUGGGUGAUAAUGACCUAACAUCAUUCAGAGGGGGAAAUAUGAGUGACUUUUACAUGUUUCUGCUCGUUUCUUUCAUGCUCCAAUAGAGCCGAUUGUCUCAGUACAUCAGGGAAGGAUAAUCAGAAUACUAUUACAGAAACUGGCAGCUUUAGCUGUUUGAAGGAUCACUUGCUAAUGUGGAAAAAAAAAUCUCUUUCUGCAUUCAGGAAGAGGACAUUGUGUCACACAGGUCCAUAAAUUUGCUCUAGGUUUCUUUCUUGUUAUAAUAGAUAAACUUUCUCUGGAGGCUGGUCAGGGCUUUGGUAUUCUUAAGAGUUGCAUAGAAAAGGGAAUUGUGGCAGGUGUAGGUUUGUCACACAGUGGUGAGGAAACUGCACCAGCUGAAUUUACUUCUAAGCAGCUAUUUAAAAGGAUAGAAGCUUUGUUUUACUUUGCAUCUGGUCACUGUAGAGUCCUACAAGAGCACACCCGCUUGCUUUUCAUUGUCAUUAUUCGGGGAAAGAGAAUUUUUAAUAGCAACAGCAAAAAGCAUUGCACAUCAGCUACUAAAAUUAUAAAAUGCAAAGAGGCUGACAAAAUUCAGUGAACCUUGACUAUAAAGGUGCUACAAAUCCCCGGGUUAUAUUAUAUUCUUGGUCAAAAUAUUGUGCUUUUGCCACACAUUCUGCAAAUAUUGGUUGGUGAGGCCUUGAAUAGUUAAGGCAAAGGGGAAACCAUUUUAAACUUGGGAGGGCUGGGCCUUGCUUGUGUAUAUAAUCCCCUCAAGUGUGAAAGAUCAGUGCACAUAAAAUAAUGUGCCUGAUCCUUUAUAAUAUUGAUUCUAGGCUUCCCUUAAAGGGACGUAGAUUAAUCUAACAGUGCUUCCAUACAUCACAAAAGACUGGUGUUGCCAGACUGAUAAACAAAGCAAAGGGAGAACCUGCUUUGUCAGGCAAGGCUUUAAAACUAAAAGCUUUGAGCUUUUUUAGAGCAUGUUUGGUUUUUAGAGCAUCCAUUCAGUUGGUGAAUGGAUGUCUGGCUUAUCCACCUUGCCUUUAAUUUCUAGUGCUGUCAAUUUAAAAUUUAAAUGCAUGGAUUAUAAGGAAGGAUAGCAAAACCACCUGCUAGGACUGUGUAUGAAAAUGUUGUUUAAUACGUAAAUAUGGAAAGAAAACACUAAUCCAAACUAGCUCUUGAUAACCAGUCAGAGGAGUCCUAAAUUUUGGCAGGAGCUACAUGGGCCAAAUAAGAUAUGACUUGAGUAAAACUUUUUUUUUAAAAAAAAUCUCUUUUACCUGGGUUUAGUACAAGGCUGAGGGCCCCCAACACAUUGGACCUAGGAGCCUGGGACCUAUUUUUAGUGUAUGUGACCCUCCUGCUGCAGGAGUGCAUGGCAUGUGAAUAACAUGACCAUGUGGGUAAGCCAACUGAAUGCUAUGCAAACUGCACUGGCAGUCAGGUAUGAAAGACCCAUGAAAUCUACCCUCAUGGUCUCAUGUACACAUGCAUUCUUGUGGAAUAGGGUCACACUGUGCCAGAAGUAGCUUCUGUGCUACUGGGUCUGUAUAUGAAGCAGGUUGGAAACAGACAGCUUCAGGCACAGAUCACAGUAUUUUUCUUCCUUUGUAUUAACUGUUUGCUGUUUUUGGAAUAAUGUUUCCUUCUUUGGAAGCCUCAUAUAAUUGAUGCUGCUAGUGCUACGAUUUUAAGUGGUGUUGGUUAAAGGAACAAAGCCAAUUAUUGUCCACUAACGUUGAUAGUGUAGUCCCUAAGAUCUUCUCUCAAUAGCAACAGAUCAUAUGACAUUCAGUAUUCCAAGUGCUUGAAGAAAAAAGGGGUAGCAGGGCAGGGGGAAAUGGGGAAAAGAAACUCCAGUUGCGCAGGAGAAUUUACUGUACCAGAAACUGGUGCUAUGCAUCGCAAAAUGCCUAAGUGAUAGCACGUGCCCCAGUGGAAAGCUUUUUCCUUAAAAUUCUUUUAAAAAAACAUUUCAAUAUUUUUUUCAUGUCCUGACCAGCAGCAGUACAAACACUAAAAGCAAGCUAUCUUUUUGCCAAAAAGAAAAAAAAGCAGAAACAUAUUGAAAAUGGCAAGCUUUUUAUAACAAUAAUUAAAGUAAUAAAAACAUACAAAACAUUUUUAAAUAUAUACACAGUACAAGGCUGAAGCACCUUUUUCACUCUUUAAUUGUAAAAUCUUUGUAUGAAAAUUCUACCCACUGGGGUACAUAAUCUGUGUGUGUUGUAUGUAUAUCACUGUUCUGUACAUCCUCCCCUCCCCAGUAAUAAAAAGGUACCUUCAGUUU